This is a messenger RNA of Linum trigynum, 1023 nucleotides long. Lineage: Eukaryota; Viridiplantae; Streptophyta; Magnoliopsida; Malpighiales; Linaceae. The record is from the annotation of a GenBank genome assembly.
AUGAUAAUGGGGCUUCGAGACAUUGGUGCGAGUUUGCCACCUGGGUUCAGGUUCUACCCGAGCGACGAGGAGCUGGUUUGCCAUUACCUCUACAAGAAGAUCUGCAAUGAGCAAGUCCUCAAGGGAACCCUCGUCGAAAUCGACUUGCACACCUGCGAGCCAUGGCAGCUCCCUGAGGUGGCGAAGCUGAAUGCGACGGAGUGGUACUUCUUCAGCUUCAGGGACCGCAAGUACGCGACCGGGUUCAGGACGAACCGGGCCACCACGUCCGGCUACUGGAAAGCAACGGGGAAGGACCGGACGGUGGUGGACCCGGCGAGCAAGGAGGUGGUGGGGAUGAGGAAGACGCUCGUCUUCUACCGGAACAGAGCACCCAACGGCGUCAAAACCGGCUGGAUCAUGCACGAGUUCCGCCUCGAGACUCCCCACAUGCCCCCCAAGGAGGACUGGGUGUUAUGUAGAGUGUUCCACAAGAGCAAGGCAUCAGAAGACUACAAUGAAUCCAGCCCACCUAAUUACCACCACUUCCCCGAUACCACACCUAACCAAGGCGCCGCCCCAAUCUGUUUAGACGACACUUCUCCACCUUUACUAACUCCUCCUCACCACCAUCACCACCACCACGGCGGCGCCGGCCACAUCUCCACCCAGCUGCCCACCGCCGAUACCGGCAGAUAUCAUCAUCAUCAUCAAGUCACAUCACUCUCGUCAAGCACCACCACGGCCGCCCCACACCAUCAUCCGAGCUCCGAUGUACAAGCUCCGAUGGCCACGGCAGGAUCACUGUUGAAUCUCCUGCAAGACAGAACAACAAAGCUCGCCAACCCUAACCAGCUGCAGAACAAUCAAAGUGAGAUCAGCUCCAAGCCUAGCAGCAUCGAGGACCAGUUUGGUUUCUUGUGGGAUGUUGAUAUGAACUUGGAGGAGACUUGCAGCUUGGGAGAUGGUGGCGGCGGUGGAGUGGUCUCCGAUUUGGAUCAUGACUUGAGAUUUGAGAUUGAUAACAACAUGGUUUUCCUAUGA